AUGGCCUUUCAUAAAUAUGUGGUUACAGCUCAAAAGCCAACUGCAACCCAAUUUGCUGUAAAGGGAUUGUUCACAUCACCACAUGAAACGAAUCUGAUCUUAGGCAAAGGAACACGUAUUGAAGUAUACACAUUGACAGUAGAUGGUUUAAAACCAACAAUUGAAUUCAGUAUUCAUGGCACUAUCAUUGCCCUGAGACUGUAUACACCUCAGGGUCGAGAUAAAGCAUCCCUCUUCCUCAUCACCUCACGACACAAGUAUUGCGUACUCUCAUUCGACGCAUCGCAGCAGAUCAUCACUGAAUCUACUGGAGAGAUUGGGUUUCCCGGCCAGCCUCGCAGCGAAACGAGUGAUUCGAACCUAGCCAUCGAUCCAUCUUGCAAAUACUUUGCAACAACACUCUACGAAUCGACUGUUACCAUGAUUAUACCAGACUUUUCCAAGUUCAAAGAGCAUGCAACACCACAGCCACUGCGAAAAAUAUCACUUAGAUCAAAAGAAACAAAGCGACGACAGACACACGACACCAUCUAUCAUCCACAGGACUACAUGAACAUCAGCCUGCCAGACAAACACAUUGUCUCACUGGCCUUCUUACAGGACACCCACAUUGAGCCCACAUUACUGAUCUUGUACGAUGAUUCCCUUGGACGCAGAUAUCUUCAGACAUUCACCGUUGACGCAAAGAAUCGACGAUUGGUGCCUGGAAAUAGUGUGAUGGAUCAUUUCGAGCCUGAUGCGAAUACACUGAUUGCAAUGCCUGCUGCUGUAGGUGGUGUCGUUUUGAUUGCUGGAAAAUUCAUACGAUAUCUCAAGCCAAAUCAGCCUCCCGUGGCUAUCGGUAUUCGACCUUCUACCAUCAACAGUUAUUCCAUCAUGAAUGCAGAAGGGUCUCGCAUACUACUAGGCGACACUGAAGGCAUGCUUCAUUUAUUGACAUUGAACAUUCUACAGCACAGGGUGGAUUCGUUGAGCUUUAUUGGAUUAGGCAGCACAUCUAUACCCUCCUGUUUGGUGUAUUUGGACAACGAUGUAGUGUUUGUGGGCUCAACAGUGGGCGACUCCCAAUUGAUCCAUGUUCGACGCACAAACGAUGCAACUGCAGCAGCUGAAAACGGAGACAUUCUAGAAGUCAUUGACGAGUUUCCUAAUCUUGGUCCCAUCACUGAUUUCUGUGUUGCUGAUCUGGACAAACAAGGACAAACGCAGUUAAUCACAUGCUCCGGUGUGGCAAAGGACAGUUCAUUGCGGAUCAUUCGAAAUGGCGUUGGAUUGAAUGAGUUGGCCACUAUUGGUAUCAGUGGUGUAAAACGUGUGUGGGCCUUGCGUCCCUCGUUUCAUGAAAAACAUGAUGACAUGCUGGUAAUCUCUUUUGUCAAUCAGACUCGUUUGUUGGCGUUGCGUGGAAAUACUAUGACGCAACUGGAGACUUACUCGGGCAUCGAUGUCAACAGCAGAACUCUGAUCGCAGUGAAUGUCAAGGAUGAUAUGGUGAUUCAAGUGACGGACAAGAGUGUGAGGCUGAUGGACGCCAAUGGGCAGGGUGGGCUAUUGGAUGAAUGGGUGCCUCAGGACAAUGCACAGAUCACUGUAGCAAGUGUGAAUCCCUCUCAAUGUGUAAUUUCCACAGGCUACAACCGACUUGUGGCACUGCAAAUUAGAGAUAAGCGAUUGGAGCUUCUUGGGACCACCCAGUUACCAGACGAGAUUUCAUGCAUCGAUAUCAGCCCUAUUGAUGCCGAGAAUCCUCUUUGUUCCAGUGUAGUCGCUGUUGGUUUAUGGGAGAACGUGGGCGUGUGUUUGCUGUCGUUACCUGAUCUGCAAGUGAUACAUGAAGAAAAGUUGGCCGGCACUGUCAUGCCUCGAUCCAUUCUCAUGGCCAAAUUCGAGAAUAUAUGCUAUCUACUGGUAGCACUGGGAGACGGGCAAUUCUACAAUUUUAAGCUAGACACGAGAGAGGGUACAUUAUCCGACAAAAAGAGAUCUUUCUUGGGCAAGUUACCCAUCCAUCUCAGCACAUUUACAUCCAACGGCACCACACACGUAUUCGCAGCAUCCGAUAAGCCCAGUGUCAUUCAUAGUCGCAACAAAAAACUUAUUUAUUCCAAUGUCAAUUUGAGGGAAGUGCGAUGUGCCACGUCUUUCAACAGUGUGUCAUUCCCUGAUGCAGUUGCAUUAACGACCAAAGACGGCUUGGUGAUUGGACAGAUGGAAGAAAUUCAAAAAUUGCAUAUUACAAAAAUAUCAACGAGCGAUGCACCCAGACGCAUCACCUAUCAAGAAGCAUCGAGGACAUUUGGCAUUGUCACUGAACAUAUCUCAUCAGAACCGUACACUGCUUCAACGACAACAGGCGGAUUUGAGAUCCUGGACGAUCAGACCUUCAAGCAGUUGGAUAGAAUUUACUUUAAGCAGUUUGAAAGACCAUUGGCAGCUACCUGUAUGACGUUUGAGAAUGACAGCGCUGAAUAUUAUAUUGUGGCAACUGGCAGAGACACAGACGAAUAUGAAAACAAGAGCGUGGGUCGUAUCAUUGUGCUGCAAGUAACCUCUCAGCGCACAUUGAGGUUUGUGACGCAGAUCAAGACAGAUGGCAUGGUGGACUGCAUUAGACCCUUCCAAGGAAGACUGCUAGCCAGCGUCAAAGGCGUGGUGCAUGUUUACAGAUGGGAAGAGACAGGCACUCUGGUCUCCACAUGCCAAAAGCAACUCCCAUCCAUCACAGAGACCAUGACAACACUGAAUGAUUUGAUCAUCACUGGCGACAUGGCAUACUCGAUUGUUGUAUUACGCUAUGACAGUAAAUCAGACACAUUGACAGAAGUAGCAGCGCAUGAGAAACUCAAAGAGGUCUUGGCUAUCGAAGCUGCUGACGAGAAUGUCUAUGUUGCUGCUGAAAGACACGGUCAUUUGUUUGUGGUAGAAAAGUGUGUAGACGAGAGCAUGAACGAUGAGCCACUGCUAGAAACUGUCAGUGUGUGGCACUUGGGAGAUACUGUGCGUAAAUUUCGCUUUGGCUCCCUGGGAAUGAACAAUGCAGAUCCUGAUCGCAAGCCAGAAGCACCUACACUCAUCUUUGCUACGGCGAGUGGUGCUAUUGGGCUGAUCGCUGAUUUGACAGCGGAUCGAUUCAAAUUACUGGACCAAAUGCAAUACAACAUGAUGCGUGUAGUCAAGAGUAUAGGUGACCUCAGUCAUAUAGACUGGAGAAGUGUUUCCAUCAUGGACAGAAAAGACGAGGCUGUCAAUUUCAUUGACGGCGAUCUCAUUGAGAGCUUCUUGGAUUUGACACCGCAACAAAUGCAGGCAGUCGUAGAUGGUCUUCACGGAGGACGCAAGUUGGACAAAUCAGUGGAAGAUCUGUGUAAAGUGGUAGAAGAAUUAAUGAGCGCACAUCCUUAA
Molecule: messenger RNA, 3402 nt
Organism: Mucor velutinosus
Lineage: Eukaryota; Fungi; Mucoromycota; Mucoromycetes; Mucorales; Mucoraceae
Product: transcription elongation factor TFIIS
Exons: 8
Coding region: 1-3402 (1133 amino acids)
Biological process (GO): DNA repair; proteasome-mediated ubiquitin-dependent protein catabolic process
Cellular component (GO): nucleus; site of double-strand break
Molecular function (GO): nucleic acid binding; protein binding
Source: RefSeq, a predicted model, not a curated record